AUGAGCGGCGGAGGUGAACCAAUAGCGGAACAGUCGCAGCAAAGAGUGUCGAUCAGAGAAGACAAGGAUUCGAACCAGGAAUACGCCACCCCCCAGUCCCGUAGGAGGCUCCAAGGACACGUUCACGAAAACAGGGUAAAAGCCUCGAGCCGGAGCGCGAGCGUCAUCGAACUGAGCACCCCCUCGUCGUCGAAUUGCAGAGACGCGAAAGUGGACGAGAUGCUGGAGAGCGCUCUGAAAAACCUCGACGAAGCAGGCAAGGCACUGACGAUUUUCAGCGAAAAUAUCGAGCACGAACAGAAGUUGUUCUUGGUGGACCUCAUGAACCGGGUGCAUAAGUGGUUGGCCACGGUGGACAGCAAGGCGCGGUGGGCGCGCCACGACCUGCUGGAGCUGAGCAGCCAGCUGGCCGUCCAUGCGAGCGAGCUAGAGCAGAGCCGCCGAGAGUCGCAGCAGCUGCGUGACCAGCUGUCCCACGCCGACGUGGCAUCGCAGCGCGCGUUCGCUGAGAUUGAGUCGUCCGCUCAUCUUAACCGUCCGCAAGGCGGCACCGGGGCGGACCAGGCUAUGGGCCGCCCCGGACCGACGGCCGCGGGUGCCUCACCGGAGGCCCGCGACGGGCACCCAGCGGUUGCCGGCGCCGACCGCCGCACCGACCCCCGCGCCGACCCCCGUGCUGACCCUUGUGGCGAUCCUUGUGGCGAUCCUUGUGCCGAUCCUUGUGCCGAUCCUUGUGCCGAUCCUUGUGCCGAUCCUUGUGCCGAUCCUUGUGCCGACCCUUGUGCCGACCCUUGUGCCGACCCUUGUGCCGACCCAUGCGGAUCCGGCCCGGCCUCGCCCUGCGGGCGCGCGCCCCAAGUCCGCGAAGGCGACGUCGACCUGGCGGCCUGCUGCGUCAAUAAGCGAUGUCGCGCCCGCCGCGCUCCGCUCGCUCCACUCACUCCGCUCUCACUCGGGCGUCCGCCACGCGCGCAGUUGCAGGAGGAGAUCUGCUGCCUGAAGCGGGAGAACGAGCGCAUCGUGAAGGAGCGCGCCGAGUACGAGAACGCCAUCCAGCGAGCGCUGCUCAAGGGCGUGUCCUCGCUCAACGUCGAGGCUCUGAAGGUGCUGCGUUGCAAACCCGUGCCGAGCGGCCGGCCACCCUGCUGCCCGGCCUUCGCCUCCGUCGAGCCCGUCGCCGAAUCUCGGGACUGCGCCUCGGCCAAAGCGCCGCAGCGCGACCAGUGGGGCAACUCCGGGCGCGCCGGCGGCAGCAGAAGCUGCCAGUCUUCGAGCGAGGCCCUCCAUGGCUGCGGCAAAGGCGGCAGGGUUUGCCCUGGCACUGGCCACUCUGAGCGCAAGUCCAGGAAGUCCAAGAACUGCACGAUGCAGCUGCUGCUUCAUCAGUCGGACGCGGACAGUUUCGGCAUACAGACUGGAUGUGGUGAGAAUCGGACGGGUGUACGCUACCGGUUGGUGCAGUCUUUCUGAUUUUCAGGUGCCGGCAUCGCGAACUCGUCCAAUGACGGUGGCCAGCACAAAAAAUCUCAUUGCCAUUAUUGAAUCGGCCGCGAAGGCAAACUUACACAAGUUCGUUUUUUUAAUAUUAUCAAAUUGGCACUCAAACCAUAGUAUCGGAAGACGUUGAACUUUUAGGCGCAAGAGAGAGAAAAUAUAACGUGCGUAAUAACAAAUGACAUCUCUCGCUUCCAUAUGUGCGUAAUCUUGAACUAAUACAAUGAAAAAUAGCGUUUGCUUGGCGAUGGAGAGAAACAAGACAUUAAUUAACUACUUACCCUCGAUAUGCUUUUGCCAUAACCCUCCGUUGAGAGCAUGGCUUUGGUCACUCACUCUCGGACGUCUUCAGUAUAGGCCGGCCUCUCUAUGUUCUCGAUUUGAGCUUGCAGCAACAUCUUGUAGCUCUGAGACAUCCGCGCUAUCGGAGCGAUCGCGACUCGAUUGUCAGUGGUCCAACUCCAUUUCGUGCUAGAAGAUGUUUUCCUUGUAGCCUCUUGGCGAACAAACCAAAUACAAUAUUGCUGUAGUUUUCCAGUUUUUAAAAGCCACACGAUUUUAACUUGGGAAAUUAUGGGUUAUCUCUUUUAAAUCAUCAUAUCAACGCUCGGAGACUUGAUAAAAAUUAUCAUUUUAAUUUCAAAUUAUCGUAAUAACGAAAUACAAAUAAAUCUAUCGUUUUCAGUCUUCAAAAUAAUGUAAAAUAACGUCAGUUUCUUUUUGUCGUAACAUGCUGCAGGUGAACUCGACUUUUUUAGUGCUACAGUUAUGAAGAAUGAAAAAACGCGCUCCGCGGACAACUAACUGUAAUGCGCCUCUCAUUCUCACGCUUUUUUUUGUUCACUUUUCUUAACAUUAUACCAUCGAAUCACGUUUGUCAUUAACCCAAAAACUGGGGUUUUUAACAGCGAUAUUUUGUAGCUGUUAUUGUUAUUUCUUUUAAAAUACGAAUGUUAUAGUAUGCAAUACUUUUUUUAAUAUUACAACAUCAAUUGAAAAACAAUUGAAACAUCGAUACGAUCAUGGUGUUGCAAAAUAACAUUUGAAUCGACCUUCCCGAAAAGAAAUGUCAUGUGAUCGUGGGCAGAAACGUACGAGGCUACAUGGAGUGGCAGAUGCCUGAGUGACUUGCUGUAUCGCUAUUGCUUCCCCUUGCUUCGAUUUCUCUUCGUCUCGGUUCAUUACUGCUCACUGUUUUUUACCUACAAACCUUCAUUCAUUAUUGUAUGUAUUGUUUUAGCUUUUUAUCGACACAUGAAACGUGAAGAGAUCAAUAGAAAAUAAUCAGUGCUCGAGUUGAUUGAGAAUUUGGCCGUGUUUGAGCGAUCAAUAUGUACGUGCUUGAGAGUGAUUAAUGAGUGCAAUAGUAACAGUGAAUCACGUCAGUCGUCGUCGACACCUGUUGCCGCUAGCGAGCCAAUUUCCUCGUUUCGGUCGCACAUACACACGCGCGCGACUUAAAAACCCCCACCCUAGCCAAAUGCAAACACUUGUUGAUGGCCGUGAUUCUUGCGCGAGAAUCAUUGGAUGUACUUUCGAAAAGCGUCAUUGACAACCGUCGCUCGACGCUCAUUCACGUGCCGUAAAAUCUCUUGCUUUAAGCAUACUAUAAUGAAAUUUGAACCAACGUUCCUGUCAAUAGCUGACGAUCAAGUAUAGAGUGAAAUUUCAAGUUUUCGAAGAUAAGCUGAAGUCAUCUUAUUUAGGAAUUAUAACGUUUUAUGGACUGUAUAUAUAGGUAACAAUUUUCUUAUCGUAGUAGAGAUGACCAUAAGCCUCAUGUUUAAUCGAUCCAGCAUUCGAUCGUCUUCAAUGAGAUGAUCAACGAAUAUAACUUUUAUGAUUAUGUUCGUUUCCGAGUAAACUGACCAGCGUGCGAACGAAACUUCCAAAAAUAUUAUGU
Molecule: messenger RNA, 3397 nt
Organism: Phymastichus coffea
Lineage: Eukaryota; Metazoa; Arthropoda; Insecta; Hymenoptera; Eulophidae
Source: RefSeq, a predicted model, not a curated record